Messenger RNA from Ilyonectria robusta, 1232 nucleotides. RefSeq names its product nucleolar protein,Nop52-domain-containing protein. Gene Ontology annotation, biological process: rRNA processing. Gene Ontology annotation, cellular component: nucleus; preribosome, large subunit precursor; preribosome, small subunit precursor. Bases 291 to 1016 code for a protein of 241 amino acids. The transcript is spliced from 3 exons. NCBI's taxonomy places the organism in Eukaryota, Fungi, Ascomycota, Sordariomycetes, Hypocreales, Nectriaceae. The record is from RefSeq and is a predicted model, not a curated record.
ACUGGAAGUAUCAAGUAUUUCAAGGCGUCUACCAGGUAAUUCGUCAAUAGACUGACCAUCCCAACCCCAAUAUUUACUUCCGCAGCGCUGUAGAAAUUGGAGUCGAGAGGGGUUGACGUGGUCUACAUGACCUAGCACACACCACCAUGCACCUCAAGAUGCAUCCGGCAACCAGGUGAGCCUCGUUGCCCUGCUGCUCAACACCAUAACCCAACCAUCACCAACUCUCCCUCACAACCCACCACCCACACCUCCGCCUCCCGGAAAGCAGCCCCAAUUGCUCCUCCACCAUGGCUGCGCACGAGUCCCAAAUGCCCUUUAUCCGCAACCUUGCGUCCAGCGACCGCAAGCUCCGCGUCGCCGCCCUCGAAUCCCUCCAGACCUUCCUCGCCUCCCGCUCCUCCCUCGCCGAAGCCGACGCCCAGAAGCUCUGGAAGGGCCUGUUCUACGCGCUGUGGAUGACCGACCGCCCCGUGCCGCAGCAGCGCCUCGCCGCCGACCUCGCCGGCCUGCUGUUCCGCCUGCAGCCGGCCUGUGCCGCGCCCUGGCUGCGCGGCUUCUGGGCCGUCGUCGGCGCCCAGUGGACCGGCAUUGACGUACUGCGCCUCGAGAAGUUCCUGCUGCUCGUGCGCCGCGUCUUCGCCGCCCACGUGCGCCUGGCCAAGGAGCACGCCUACGCCGGCGCCGAGGUCGACGCCGUCGUCGCCGUGCUGGCCGACUACCCCUUCGAGGCCGAGGGCGACCUGCGCAAGGUCCCCGUGGGCAUCCGCCUGCACGCGCUCGACAUGUGGGUGGACGAGCUGGAGCGCGAGGGCGCGCUGGCCGACGCCGCCGCCGCGCCCUUCGUCAAGAGCCUGGGCGACCUGCUGAUCCCGCUGCGCCAGUGCCCCGUGAAGCAGGUGCGGGACCGCUGCCGAGAGAGCUACGAUGACGAGAGGCUGCCCUGGGGCAAGCCCGCGACCGAGGAGGAGGCUGAGGAGGAGGAUGGCGACGAGUGGGGUGGCAUUCAGGACUGAGGAGGACGGGGUGUGUGCAGAAGAACAACAUCAGAUGGCGUACGGCGUUGGGAUAUGACAUGGGAAAAAGAAUUGGCAAGGCAAUGCUUUAUAUUAUUUGUCACCUCUGUUGUGUAUACAUGGAGGACUUAGAGGUUGAUACCACCUGGAACACUAGGCACCUAGACACCAUCGACAAGUCGCAAAGUAAACCAGACACUCCAAUGUUUCACUGGC